Messenger RNA from Suhomyces tanzawaensis NRRL Y-17324, 3080 nucleotides. RefSeq lists its product as uncharacterized. The transcript is spliced from 2 exons. The coding region runs from base 330 to 2762 and encodes 810 amino acids. Lineage: Eukaryota; Fungi; Ascomycota; Pichiomycetes; Serinales; Debaryomycetaceae. The record is from RefSeq and is a predicted model, not a curated record.
UCCCCUCCACCCCUUUCCUCACCAUCCCUCUCGUGACCCCCAAUACAGUUGUCCGAGCUAUAUGCAGUCCGCCAAUAUUCCGCGACACCUCGAAAUUUUGAAUGAUCAAUUUUACCCUGAUAGUAAUUCCAGGUAAUCGCUGAAGCUGGCGAAGAGAACCCCGUUGUUGCUCGUUAUCCCCCAUACCCUCCCCCACCAAACCAUCACCUUGGUCCUGUUCCGUUUUUUCCGCGUUCCUGUGAAGAAACCGACACUAACCGUCGUCUCCAUCCAGAUCACCUCCACCCAGCGCUUCGUGUCGACACAACCACCACUCAGCCGAUGCCAGGAUGGAGUCUAUAGACAUCUCGUUCAACUACGGCAAGCAUCUGGAAGAAUCGUUGGUCAGGCUCUGGAAGCUUACCCGCAAUGAUUUGAUCAGAUCCAAGUUUGCAUCAGUGGAGCGCUUGAACAACCGAUCGUGGCGCAUCCUCAGCCGGAAGGUGCUAAAGAAGACGUCCAAGGAGCAGUCUUCUGAGGUUGACGCCCAAAAACCGCUCCACGACUCCAUCACAGACCUUUCCAAGGACUCGUUAUCGGACUUGGCCCCAAAACAGUCCCAGUUCUUAUCCGAUCGGCCUUCGUUGUUCUCCCAUAGCUCCAACUUGAGCUUGCACAGCAAUAGAAAAAGUACCAACAACAGCAGCUUGGAGUCGUACAACCCCAAAAACAACCCCAUCCCAGACUCCGAGGAGGACGACGAUGACUACGACAUUUCAGACAUCUCGGAUAUCUCGGAAGAAGAGGAAGACGAAGACGAGCCUGUAUCUCCAGAUCAAUCAAGCCCUCAUCCCGAGUUUGUAAAUAAUCAAUUGACUGACCAAACCAAGGCACAUUCCUCGCACAGUUCCCACAAAACGCCGGAGCAGUUUUCCUCUCAAAACGGUGAGAUCCCAAGAAGUCCGGUCACUUCCUCUCACCUGAGCCAACUAGCUAGAUCUAGGGCAGCCUCCUCCGCCCAAGCCCCACCCUUGGGACGUUCUAGGACCUCAUUUGUAAGAGGCUUUUCUCCAAGUCAAGUUUCCAUUUCGCCUGCAUCUUCUUUAACGUCCAAGAGGCAAGGCUCAACAGUUUCAAAGUCAUCACUUACUCAUGAAGAACCUCUACAACCACAUCCACAGCCCCCUCAAUCAUUAUUCAAUCAGUCAGCUUCCGAAAGGAAUUCCAACAGAGGCUCACAAGCUGUUUCUUCUAGGGCUUCACUUUCAACACAGUCUGGGCAAACAGGUGACACGAAUCAGCCACCAAUUAAGAGACACAACUCCUUGUUCAAUAAUUUCCAGAUUCAAUUCAAGAAGGACGAACCAUCUACCACUCAUUCCUCUAUUACUCAAUCAUUGAGGGAACCUGAUUCAGAAUCGAAAGAUGAUGGCUACUCCUCCACAGAUAUUUCCGAGGAUGAAGAUGAUUACAGUGAUGAUGAAAUUGUGGCAAUUCAACCAAAAGAAGCUCCCGAUGAGUUUGUUUUAAAAAGAGACCGUAAAUCGUCUAAUGCCACCCAGAUGACUACGGAUAAUGAUUCAGAAUGGUUAUCGGUUUCUUCGGAGGAUGAUGACUUGAAAUCUGAAGAACCCAAGUUUCAUCCAUUGCAAUUUAACAAAAUCCCUACAAUGACAAAGAAUAUAAGUAAUUCUUCUACAUCAACCGAUAUUUUGCCCGUUGAGUUGAAUGAUUCUCAAAAACACAGAAAACGCAAUUCAUCCCCAGCAAUUACAACAAAGCCGAGAUCAUUACUUUCCGGACUAUUUCUUAACGAGUUAGCUGCACAGAAUCAGCAGAACUCUCAUAUAAGCCCCAAACCUGUAUUGAAAAGAUCAUCAACUACAGGAGUAAUAACAUUUGAUCAAUUCAAAAAUGGAAAUAGACUAGGCAGUGUGACUGAACUUGCAUCGAAUUCCAAACGACCAUAUAUUAUGUUCACCAAGAAAUAUCCAUCUUCUACGGAUAUAUCAAAGAAUUAUCCUCAUUUUCAUAACAACUCUGUCAAAAAGGAUAUUGUGCAAGAAGACCUGAAGUCUAAUGAUGAUGAUGACGAUUCGGUUAUGGGUAAACAGAAGUCCAUCGUUGGUAUUUCAGACUUCAAUGCCACAGCUUCAUCAUCAACAAGCAUGGUAAAUGAAGAUAUGGAAAGCUCGGGAAGUAUACACCAUACAUCGCCCGAGCCUGUCAGUUCACAUGCAAUUCUUUCAUCGAGUCUCAAAAUGUCAGGGUCGAUGACUAAUAAUUCAAUUAGAAGUUUGUUAUCUAAGAGCUCCUUGAACAUAACAAAAUUGUACAAUAACUCCAAGUCCAUGUUCGGAAGAUAUGACGGUAGGGACGAACGAAAUGGAGAAGAAUCGAAAGAAGAAGAUAAGCCAUCUGAACCCAAGGUAAGUAUACCAGUACCAGCUGAGAAGUUUGAUUCCCCCAAAUUGGGGUCCCCACAUUCAAUGUCGACUCCAAUCACGGCAACACCAGCUAAGUCACUCAAUGAUGAUUUGAGUUUGUUCAAAGAAGGCAAUCAAGAAACGGCAGAUAACAUUAAUGGGAUUAAAUUGUCGCCCAAGUCAACUAGAAGAUCGAUGCUUUCCACAGAAUUGAGCAAUUCGUUGAAAGAAUCUAUCAUUAUUGACUACAAAUUGGGCAAGAUUCCAUUGCCCAAAAAGGUUUUUGGCCCCAAUUAUGAAGGGAUGCCAGAUAUUGGCGAAGUGGACGCGAAUGAUUAUCAUUCAAAAGGUUGGUGAUAAGCUGAUACUUGCGAUCAAGUUUAUUUGACCCAAAAGUUAUUUUAUUUCAAAAGUAUGAAAAAUUCCUUGGACGAAGUGACGAAAAAUCAAUUCAUCAUGUCUGAAUUUUCGAAAAUAGGUAUUUAUUGGAGUUGUAUUAUUGAUUUUAGCCUGAACUUUCAUAGGAAAGAGCUGUAGCCUAGUAGCAAUUUGUCCAUAUGGAUGACGCUCAUAUGGACAUCUCAGAUUUGCACCCAAAACGAACCUAGUCAAUAUUUUCAAUGCCCAUAUUAGGGUAUUAUACCAUGAAAUAACGGCCUAAAGAGUCGUUUUGCU